Messenger RNA from Bactrocera latifrons, 1502 nucleotides. RefSeq names its product clavesin-2-like. Gene Ontology annotation, cellular component: membrane. The record is from RefSeq and is a predicted model, not a curated record. NCBI's taxonomy places the organism in Eukaryota, Metazoa, Arthropoda, Insecta, Diptera, Tephritidae. Bases 318 to 1313 code for a protein of 331 amino acids. Gene Ontology annotation, molecular function: phosphatidylinositol bisphosphate binding. The transcript has 3 exons.
CGUUGAAAACAGACACAAACAAGGAAUUGUACCAGAUAUUGUAGAUCGCAAAUAAGCGUUUUCUUUGUGGUCAAUUAUAAAAUGUUUAAAUAGAAUGUAAUACGAUAAAUUUGAUGUAACAUAUGUGUGCAUAACAGAAAAUAAAUACUUAUAAAUAAUAUAUAUAAUAUAAUUAAUAUAUACAUGUGUAUAUAUAAUCGUGCAAUAUAAACUGGUCUCAGAGAUUUUACAAAACGCAAGCGCAUUGCAUUUAGAACAGGAAACAGUAGCUGUUGCAUAAAAAACAACACAGCGCACACAUAACUGGAUAUAACAAAAUGACCGAGUUUAUCGAGAUACACAUACAGAAGAAUCUUAACCACCGCCUUCCACGGAGCAUCGACAGCCGGCAGGAGAUCUUUGGCACUAGCGAUGCACGCGACAGACAUAGAAAGCUGGACUUAUUUCGCGACAUGAUCGGUGCCAGUGUUAAUUUGGCGUUACGCGAUAAAUCUUGUUGUAUGGAUACAAAUUUCUUAAAUCGUUUCCUAUACGCAAAGAAAUUCGAUUGCGUAGCAGCUUUAGACUUACUCAUCAAAUAUUUUUUAUUCAAAGAGAAUAAUAAGCAUAUUUUACAAAAACUCAGUAUUUUCGAUGAAAACAUACAAGCUACCUUGAGAGAUGGCAAUCCAUCCGUAUUGAAGCAGCGUGAUCGUAAGGGGCGUAAAGUUAUAACGUUCGCCGCUGCCAAUUGGGAUACAACUAAAUAUAGCAUGGAGGAUGUGUUCCGUGCGUUGCUACUGUCAUUGGACAAAUUGCUGGAGAAUGUGGAGAAUCAGGCAUUGGGAUUUGUGGUGAUUGUGGAUUGGACGAACUUCACAUAUAAGCAAUCGAAGCAUAUAUCAGCUAAAACGCUUAAAUUGAUGAUUGAAUGUUUGCAGGAUUGUUUGCCCGCAAAAUUUAAGGGCAUACAUUUCAUUGGCCAACCCUGGUAUGUGGAUGUGAUGUUAAGAGUAAUAAAGCCAUUCUUAAAUGAUAAAAUCAAGAGACGCCUACUAGUACAUGGCACCAAUUUGACUAGCUUACAUAAUAUGGUCAGCAAAGAUAUUUUACCACCCGAUUUGGGUGGCGAAGGUCCGACAAUUAAUACAUUGGACUGGUAUCAUUAUCUGUUGGAGUCAAGCCAAAAUUCGGAAUUGAGAAAGACGUAUAGACUAAUUGAAGCGACAGUAUAUUCAAAAACAGCGGAUUGGCAGAAACCUGUAGCCAUUGCAAAUGGAACGCAAAAAAUCGAAUCGAAUGGAAACUUAAUUAAUAUUAAACAAAUCUCAUGACAAUGUAGACUUUUAGUUUUUAUAAUAAAUAUUUUUAGUAAUGCACCUCACUUUGUAUUAAAAUGUGAAUGUAUUUGUAGAACUUAGCAUUUACCCUUAUUUUUUGUAUGGUUUUAUUAUUUUUUGUCCUAAUCAUGUUAUUUGUAGACUUUUUAGUUUAAGCGUGAAUUGUUCUCGACAAUAUAAUGA